AUGAGCCCGGGCGAGCGCGCCGGGGACGACGGCGGCGGCGACGCGCAGAAGGGCGGCCCGGCGGGGGGCGGCGGCGGGGGGCGCCCCGCGGCGCCGGCCGGGGCCCGGGCGUCGAGCGCGCUGUGCCUGCUGCUCUCCGCGGGCUCGGCGGCCGCCUGCCUGCUGCUGGGCGCCCAGGCGGCCGCGCUGCAAGGCCGGGUGGCGGCGCUGGAGGAGGAGCGGGAGCUCUGGCGGCGCGCGGGGUCGCCGGGCGCCCUGGCAGCCGGGGCCGAGCCGCACCUGGAGCGCCUGCUGCGCGAGAAGUUGGACGGACUAGUCAAGCUCCGGACUGUUCGGGAAGCGCCAUCCGAAUGUGUCUGCCCCCCAGGGCCCCCCGGACGGCGUGGCAAGCCUGGGAGAAGAGGCGACCCUGGUCCUCCAGGGCAAUCAGGACGAGAUGGCUACCCGGGACCCCUGGGUCUGGAUGGCAAGCCUGGACUUCCAGGCCCUAAAGGGGAAAAGGGUGUACCAGGAGACUUUGGCCCCCGGGGAGACCAAGGGCAAGAUGGAGCUGCUGGACCUCCAGGGCCCCCUGGACCCCCUGGGGCCCGGGGCCCUCCUGGCGACACUGGGAAAGAUGGCCCCCGGGGAGCACAAGGCCCAGCGGGUCCCAGAGGAGAGCCUGGACAAGACGGCGAGAUGGGCCCCAAGGGACCCCCAGGGCCCAAGGGCGAGCCCGGUGUACCUGGGAAGAAGGGGGAUGACGGGACGCUAAGCCAGCCAGGGCUCCCUGGACCCCCCGGGCCCAAGGGCGAGCCAGGGAGUGUGGGGCCCCAAGGAGAGAACGGCGUGGACGGUGCCCCAGGCCCGAAGGGGGAGCCCGGCCACCGAGGCACGGACGGCGCUGUGGGGCCCCGGGGUCCCCCAGGCCUCAAGGGCGAGCAAGGAGACACAGUGGUGAUUGACUACGACGGCCGGAUCCUGGAUGCUUUCAAGGGUCCUCCUGGGCCACAGGGGCCCCCAGGGCCACCGGGGAUCCCUGGAGCCAAGGGCGAGCUUGGACUGCCCGGCGCCCCAGGAAUCGACGGAGAGAAGGGUCCCAGAGGACCAAAAGGAGACCCAGGGGAGCCCGGGCCUACCGGACUCAAAGGGGAAGCUGGCGAGAUGGGCUUGUCCGGCCUCCCGGGUGCCGACGGCCCCAAGGGGGAGAAGGGAGAGUCAGCAUGCGACAGCCUGCAGGAGAGCCUGGCCCAGAUCGUAGUGGAGCCGGGGCCCCCUGGCCCCCCUGGGCCCCCAGGCCCCAUGGGCCUUCAGGGAAUUCAGGGCCCCAAGGGCUCGGAUGGAGCCAAGGGAGAGAAGGGCAUGUCGGGCGAGAGAGGCCCCAGCGGCCUGCCUGGGCCAGUUGGCCCACCGGGCCUUAUUGGGCUGCCAGGAACCAAAGGAGAGAAGGGCAGGCCUGGGGAGCCAGGACUAGACGGCUUCCCUGGACCCCGAGGAGAGAAAGGCGACCGGAGCGAGCGUGGAGAGAAGGGAGAGCGGGGGGUCCCCGGCCGGAAAGGAGUGAAGGGCCAGAAGGGUGAGCCGGGACCGCCGGGCCUAGACCAGCCGUGUCCUGUGGGCCCCGAUGGGCUGCCCGUGCCUGGCUGCUGGCACAAGUGACCCCAGACCCAGCUCACGCCUGUACAGAUCUGCGUGGACGUUUUUAAUUUUUGUAAAAACAAAACAGUAAUAUAUUGAUCUUUUUUCAUGGGAUGUGCCGCCUGUGACCUUUUAACAUUUGAGAGUGUGCCCACCCAGCCCAGCACCACCAGCACGUGACGCUGCAGGAACGUGGACAGGCCCAUCUGGGGGCAGCUGGCCCUGAGGGCCCCCAGGGG
Molecule: messenger RNA, 1856 nt
Organism: Propithecus coquereli (Coquerel's sifaka)
Lineage: Eukaryota; Metazoa; Chordata; Mammalia; Primates; Indriidae
Gene: COL23A1
Product: collagen, type XXIII, alpha 1
Exons: 29
Coding region: 1-1638 (545 amino acids)
Source: RefSeq, a predicted model, not a curated record